AUGAUUAGCCGCCACUCUGACUCUACGCUGCCCUUCCCCGAGUUCGCGUCGUCGGUGCCUGCAGCAGACCGUGCUGUUCUCGCUGGGCUCAGCCGCGACGAUAUCCGAGCCUUGACGCUGAGAAAGUCGAAGGAGUACCGUCUCCUCUCCUACGCUAUGCUCUCUAUCCAUAACGCUGCCGCACCGAUCAACACGCUUCCCACCGAGCUGCUGAUUAGAAUCCUCGGACAGACGUGGCAAGACCGACGAAGUGUCCGUCUUACGUCUGUAUGCCGGAGAUGGCACUCCAUAUACCUGUCCGCGCCUCAGUUCUGGGCGACAGCGGUCUCAAACCUGUCUUUCAACUACGCGAAGACCGUGAUGGUCAGAGCUAAGGACAUCUCGGAGGUGACACUACCCUUCGAAGAUGUGGCUGUUCUCCUCGAGAGGUCCUCCCCAUGCCUCAUUCAUUUGGACGUCGACCAACAUUCCACAAACGUCGCCAUCCCCGUCUCUGUUCUUCCCGUCGAGUUGUCUGUCCAUGCAUGGCGAAUCAGUUCUUUGUCACUCUUCGGGACAAGCAAGCUACUACCAGACCUUCCUCGUCUGUUAGAGAGGAGCAUUCCAGCAUUAGAGACACUGAGAAUCGUUAUCGAAGACGAAGACGAGAAAUUAGAGCAUCUCGAACUGACAACCUUACCCCGCUUGCCUGCUCACAGUCUACCUCACCUACGUCAGGCGCAGGUCACCCCAGGGGUAUUGUUCCCUCAUUUCGCGGUCAAGUCGUUACGAGAUGUCUCCUUGCACGGCUUCUUCGUUCCACUUCACCUGUCGCUGGAAGCCCGGGAUCUGCUGCAGGCGCUGCGCGUCUGUCCCCAUCUUGAGACCUUACAUCUCAGCGAAGGCACGACUCCACAGGAAUGGCCCACCCCGGAUCAAGCUGGUGUUGUGCACCUCCCCUCACUGAAGAAGCUCGAGAUCGAUGACGAACCGGGCGACGCCGUCAUUGGGGCGCUCAACGCUUUGUCUGUUCCUCCCACUGCGCUAAUCGUUAUCGGUGCAAUUGAGACAACGAACCUCCCCGACUUCUUACCUCGUCAUCUCUUUCAAAGACACCCGUUCGAUCACGUCUAUCUACGCGUGAAUGGGAACAAGUCGUGUAGAUCGAAGUGCUUCACAAAUAACUCUCGACAGCUCUGGGAUCUAGACUUCAAUUAUACGGGACCACUGGUCGAUCUUGGCUUGCCGGACUACUUCCAGGCCGUGCACGUUACCCAUCUGGAGGUGUCCGAUGCAUGGGAUAAUGGGCCAUGGAACGCCAGAAGAAACGGCGUUGAUGACUGGGUUGCUGCCUUACAAGCCUUUCCUCAUCUGAUCGACCUUUCCGUAUGUGGAUCAGACGGCCCCAAUCUCGUCCUUCCGGCGCUUGUUGGAUGUACGGCCUCUCCCAGCUCUACGCACUUACCUUGUGCCGCUUUGACGAGCAUAUCUCUCGGUUGGAAGAUCACUGCCCCGGACGAUCAUCGAGAUCGGCCGACGAACCUCCCUAGAGGAUGCGACACGGCCAUGUACCGUUUGUGGGACGUUGAAGAACGCAUCCGACGGAGGUGUUCAGCGAUGCAGUCCAUGCUGGAGCAGCGUGCAUCGAGAGGGGCACCCAAGCUGCAUGCCCUUGAAUUCUGGGAAUUCGAGACAAGGAGGUGGGGGCUGUGGCGAGAUGACUAUAGUGUGAGGGAUGGAUGGGAACUCAUCCCUGCGAGUCGUCGUGAUGACACUAGCUCUGCUUGUCUUGCUCGGCUUCGAAGCCUUGUCGGUGGGCCAGUUGUUUAUAGAGGCUAUCUGCUGGAGAAGUAG
Messenger RNA from Dichomitus squalens LYAD-421 SS1, 1833 nucleotides. RefSeq lists its product as uncharacterized. NCBI's taxonomy places the organism in Eukaryota, Fungi, Basidiomycota, Agaricomycetes, Polyporales, Polyporaceae. The transcript has a single exon. The coding region runs from base 1 to 1833 and encodes 610 amino acids. Gene Ontology annotation, molecular function: protein binding. The record is from RefSeq and is a predicted model, not a curated record.